AUGGCCGAUUCGGAGUACGCAGACGACGAGACUGAAUAUGAUAGCCCGUCUAACUCGCAGGCGGUCAUCAAAGACGCGCUCCUAGCCCCGUUCCGCGUCCUACUCUCCAGGACCGCCCUCCGCAUUUACCUCAAUAUCUUCCUCUUUAGUGGCGCCACACUGCUUCUCUUGGGUAUCUCUGGGAUCGCAUACGGCAUCUUCUAUAUGAAAUUCAUUCCCACUGUCGGAGUUUAUCGCGACGUGCAUCUGCAAUUCGGAGACGGAAACCCAUGGGGCACUGCCUCCUUCGAGUCGGAGUUUGUGUCUUCCCAGCCCUAUGAUGUUGCUGUGACGCUCGAUCUACCGCGCACGCCCAAUAACCUUGACGUCGGCAAUUUCAUGGUCGAACUCACCCUUUACUCUCGCCAGACAGGAGGAUCCGUGCUACCGGCCAGCACAUUGAACCCGAUCUCGCAGUCUCGCCGACCGGCUAUCUUGACUUAUUCCUCGCCGCUCGUGGAUGUUGCGCGGAGGAUUGUUCGCCUACCGCUUUACGUGGUUGGCUGGCGCCGGGAGGCCGAGAGGUUAGAGGUGCCGAUGAUGGAGAAAGUUCAGUUCGCGCGCGGUGCGAAGAACCUACCGCAGAGCUUGCGCCUUGAGAUUCAGAGCGAUAACAAGAUGCAAAUCUACUCUGCCCGGGUGGAACUUCGGGCCAGGUUUACAGGACUCCGAUGGUGCAUGUACCGCUGGAAGCUUACUUCCUUUGUCGUUUUUAGUUCUCUGUUCUGGACUAUCUCGAUGAGCUCCGCCGGCUUGACUUGGUUGGUCUUGAGCUGGGUCUUGCAACCUGCACCCACCCUCAAGGAUGAGGAAGAGGGGGAGGUCAAGGAGGAAUUGCCUGAGCUCGUGAAAGCUGAGCCGGAAGACGAUGGCUCCUUUAGUGACCCCGUCAAUGCGAAGGAGGAGGAACGCGAGAGUUUACUGCAGAGCUACCCACCCGCUGGCGAUGAUGCGGGACAAGGUUCAGGGCUUCAAAGCGCAGAGGCCCGUGGCGUGCAAAAGCGACGGAGUCAUUUAACCGAGGACGACCGUUGA
Penicillium cinerascens is the source of this 1074-nucleotide messenger RNA. Its product is annotated as seipin. The record is from RefSeq and is a predicted model, not a curated record. The transcript has 4 exons. The coding region runs from base 1 to 1074 and encodes 357 amino acids. Gene Ontology annotation, biological process: lipid storage; lipid droplet organization. Gene Ontology annotation, cellular component: endoplasmic reticulum membrane. NCBI's taxonomy places the organism in Eukaryota, Fungi, Ascomycota, Eurotiomycetes, Eurotiales, Aspergillaceae.